AUGAAUUAUUGUCAGAGGUAGACACAUCAUGGCUGGAUAUACUAGACUGUACUUGUAUACUUUCACAGCCAAGAUUUGCGAUUACGAGAGAUGACAAAAAAAAUACGCAAAACGAAGAACAACCAUUACUUUGCAGGCUCUUUAAGGGUGACUCUUUGAGUCAUAAUAAUCUUGCCCAAUAUUUUGUAUAUAGAAAAA
This is a messenger RNA of Racocetra persica, 198 nucleotides long. The record is from the annotation of a GenBank genome assembly. Lineage: Eukaryota; Fungi; Glomeromycota; Glomeromycetes; Diversisporales; Gigasporaceae.